Maniola jurtina (meadow brown) is the source of this 1121-nucleotide messenger RNA. RefSeq names its product luciferin sulfotransferase-like. Gene Ontology annotation, cellular component: cytoplasm. The transcript has 10 exons. Lineage: Eukaryota; Metazoa; Arthropoda; Insecta; Lepidoptera; Nymphalidae. Gene Ontology annotation, molecular function: sulfotransferase activity. The record is from RefSeq and is a predicted model, not a curated record. Bases 5 to 1060 code for a protein of 351 amino acids. Gene Ontology annotation, biological process: sulfation.
UAUUAUGAUAAAAAGUAAAAACCUUAUAAAACUGUUAAAAGUAUUCGUGAUGGACAAAAUAAAAAUUAAAGACUUCCCUUACGAGAUUGAAACUGUGAAUCCGCAGGAAAACCAAGAGCUAAUGGAAUAUUUAAAAGGUACGAGCGACUACAUUCGCAUUGGGCCAAAGAAAUACUUCUUGCCUAGAAGAUAUUUGGCAAAAGCUGCAAAUAUUUACAACUUCCCACUGAGUUCACGUGAUACUCUCGUUGUUACAUUCCCAAAAUCAGGAACAACUUUGACUCAGGAACUAGUGUGGUUGUUGGGCAACAAUUUAGAUUAUGAGAAGGCUCAAUCAACAAACAUCAAUGAAAGAUUUCCAUUUUUGGAAAUAACGGCCAUGUACGACGUAGAAUCGCUGCCGUUAACCGAGCAUCAGAAGGACCAAUUGAGAAAAUCUCAAUUACCUGUCACAGUUAAGGAAUUAGAAGAAAUGCCGUCACCGAGAUUCAUUAAAAGCCAUCUGCCGCUGUCGCUACUACCACCGACAUUAUUGGACACUACGAAGGUGGUGUACGUUGCACGUGACCCAAGAGACGUAGCUUUCUCUUACUAUACAUUUUAUAAGUUUACGAGGCUUAUGUCAAAUGACAAAGAUUUUGAGACCUUUUGGAAAUUAUUCAUUUCUAAUAACAUUCUGUGGUCUCCGUACUUUGGACAUGUUCUAGAAGCUUGGGAGAAGCGGAAUCAUCCAAACAUGUUAUUCUUAUUCUAUGAGGACAUGGUUAAGGAUUUGGUGGGAGCUGUGCGACGUGUGGCGAAUUUUUAUGAAAAAACACUUUCAGAAGAGCAAAUAAACCGACUGGUUGACCACCUGAGUGUCGACAACUUUAAGAAAAACAAGUCCCUUAACAUGGAGGAUAUGAAAGAACUUGGGAUAUAUUCGAACGACGGAGCUUUUAUAAGAAAAGGUAAGUCAGGCGGGUGGCGAGAUCACUUCGAUGCGGAGAUGACGGCUCAGGCGGACGAGUGGAUCGCGGAACAUCUGCGUGACACCGACUUCCGUUUCCCACAUUGUUAAUUUUAAUAUGUUAAAAUAUAAGUAACAAUUGUAUUAUUAUUAAUAACAGAUAUAAAAUAGA